Molecule: messenger RNA, 3439 nt
Organism: Equus quagga
Lineage: Eukaryota; Metazoa; Chordata; Mammalia; Perissodactyla; Equidae
Gene: ZBTB8A
Product: zinc finger and BTB domain containing 8A
Exons: 6
Coding region: 683-2008 (441 amino acids)
Biological process (GO): regulation of transcription by RNA polymerase II
Molecular function (GO): DNA-binding transcription factor activity, RNA polymerase II-specific; RNA polymerase II cis-regulatory region sequence-specific DNA binding; protein binding
Source: RefSeq, a predicted model, not a curated record
CUGGUUGGUGCCUGAAAUCUGUGCGUUGCCCCUUUAAUUGUGUCCCCAGCCCUCGGGCGUUUCUGUCCAACGCCCACGUCAGCAAAUACCUUUUGUUUCUCUCACGUUGGGGCUACUUGUUUUAGGGCGCCAAGGAGCGGCUGCGAAGCGGGCUGCCUCGCCUGCGGGGACCGGGAUCGGCCCCCAGCCCGCGCGCGCGACCCGCCGGAGCGCCGCGGCCCGCGAACUUUAUUUAGUAAAUGGAGUGCUUUCGCCUGUAUGAAUUGUUUCACAUAAAACAACCUCCCAGUCAGACCGAUGGUUGUUGCACUUUCCAGAUGAGGGAACUCGUUAAGCGUCGAGUUCAAGCCUUAAGCCAGGAGGUGGACGAUGGCAGCCUCCCAACCGCCUUGCUUCCUGGUCUUGCUCUUCAUUCCCUCCUAAAGGCACCUCCGGAGUCUUAUGCAAAGCAAGUCGGUCACAUCGCUUCCCUGCUCUGAAAACCUUAACUGAGCUUUAUCAGAAAAAAAGUCCAAAAUCCUCAUCAGAAGAACCAAGGCCCAAACUUCCUCUCCAGUCUAAGCUUCCGCAAGCCUCAGGACAAUCCUUCACACACAGACUGUGUUUGACUUGGAAUCUUCCCUUUUUCACUCCAUUCAAUUGGCUUAGCAGGAUUUCAAGAGCAGCAUUUGUAAUUUCCAGAAUGGAGAUCUCCUCUCAUCAGUCGCACCUCCUGCAACAGCUGAAUGAGCAGCGCAGGCAGGACGUGUUCUGUGAUUGCAGCAUCCUCGUUGAAGGGAAGGUCUUCAAAGCGCACCGGAAUGUAUUGUUUGCCAGUAGUGGCUACUUUAAAAUGCUUCUUUCUCAGAAUUCAAAGGAGACGAGUCAGCCAACCACAGCUACGUUUCAGGCUUUCUCCCCUGACACUUUUACGGUGAUCCUGGACUUCGUCUAUUCUGGCAAACUCUCUCUUACUGGUCAGAAUGUCAUAGAAGUGAUGUCAGCUGCUAGCUUCCUUCAGAUGACCGAUGUCAUUAGUGUCUGUAAGACCUUUAUUAAAUCUUCAUUAGACAUUAGCGAGAAAGAAAAAGAUCGCUAUUUCAGUCUCUCCGAUAAAGAUGCCAAUUCUAAUGGUAUAGAACGUUCCUCUUUUUAUAGCGGUGGCUGGCAAGAGGAAAGCAGUUCUCCGCACUCUCACCUAAGCCCAGAUCGAGGAACAGGUAUAAUAAGUGGAAAAUCUUGGAGUAAGUAUAAUUACCAUCCAGCGUCCCAAAGGAAUACUCAGCAGCCGUUGGCCAAGCAUGAGCAAAGGAAAGAUGCCAUUAAAAAGUCCAAACAUUUGAGGUUGUCCCAGCCUUCUGAAGUUGCUCAUUAUAAGUCAAGCAAACGAGAAGCACGGACAUCUGAUUCUUCCAGCCACAUUUCCCAAGCUGAAGAACAAGCACAAAUUGAUGCUGAAAUGGACUCUACUCCUGUUGGCUAUCAGUAUGGUCAAGGAUCUGAUGUCACAUCCAGAAAUUUUCCAGAUGAUCUGCCCAGGAUGCGAUUCAAGUGCCCAUACUGUACGCACGUGGUGAAGCGGAAAGCAGACCUAAAGCGCCACCUUCGUUGUCACACAGGAGAAAGGCCGUAUCCGUGUCAAGCUUGUGGGAAAAGAUUUAGCAGGCUAGACCAUCUAAGUAGCCAUUUCCGAACAAUUCACCAGGCAUGCAAACUAAUCUGCAGGAAAUGCAAACGCCAUGUGACUGAUCUAACGGGUCAGGUGGUCCAGGAAGGAACCCGGCGCUACAGGCUGUGUAAUGAGUGCCUCGCUGAAGUUGGCAUAGACAGCCUCCCCAUUGAUUUGGAAGCUGAACAGCAUCUUAUGUCCCCAUCAGAUGGAGACAAGGAUUCCAGAUGGCACCUGAGUGAAGAUGAGAAUAGAUCAUACGUGGAGAUUGUAGAGGAUGGGUCUGCUGAUCUGGUCAUACAACAGGUUGAUGACAGUGAAGAAGAAGAAGAAAAGGAAAUAAAGCCCAACAUUAGGUAGUUGUAAUGUGAACCGACAGAGCUGGCAUGUCUGCAACUUACACUGACUUUCUGUAUCUCUCCCUUUCCAUGGUCAGAGUCUGGUUAACAGAUUGAUCAGACUGACGUAAAAGUAGUGACCUGAUGUAACUUGCAUGCUUUCUGAACAGGCCAUUGUGUCCAUUCUGAACUUUGUUGCCCUAAAAUGUGUUGCUGCACUGGGAAGAAAGACCUAGCUUGAGUUGGUAUGAUGGAGGAACAAUUAAUCCUCUUACUUUUACUACACAGAUACCUUUUUUCUUUUAAUAUUGGAAGAUCUACUUAGCAAACUCUUUUCAAAGGAAGUAUUUUAAAUAAAUUUACCACAACCAAAGUUUACGUAAGAUAAUUUCAAGGUGUUUCAAAAACACAUAAACUACCAAUAUUGAGUUUUCACAGGGGACCAGGUAAAGAGCACAUUUAAAGGCCUGGCACCCUCCUGACUGAACUGUUAAGUCUUUGUAUUAACUUCAGAUCUAAAACAACCUAUCGUCAUUCCAGUAUCCUAAAUGUUUUAGGAUUAUGGCAGAAGACAAAUCUAAAAUGUUUGAAAUUGUUCAUUUUUGAAAUUUUUUCAUUAAGUUAAAAAUUACUCUGAUGUAGUCAGUAUUGUUUAAAAAAAAACCCAAAACCUAAAGUAGAGUGAAGAACUUUUACCAGUUCUUAAGAGUGAUUUCUAAUGUUUAUGUACUGCUAUAUUAUUUAUAAAGUGCUCUCUCUCAUUUUCUCACCUAAGCAGCAAGGUAAAUAUUAUUGUCUCUGAUUUACAAAUGAGCAAAGUAAGGUCAGAAAGUUUAAGGGGUGGGAUUGGACAGAUUUUGAUUUUAAACAGUCCUUUUUCAACUUUCUCUCCCUGUGUUGUCUCCUGAAAUGGCCAAGAAUUGAGGUCAAACCUUAGCAAUCAGCAGUAAUCACAAAAAGAAGCCUAUCAGAAUUAGAAAGUGUAAAAGAGAAAGAAUUUCAUCAUCUUCAACAAUAUAUAACAUCUUGAAGUAGUUAUUCAAAUAAUCCUAAAUAAUGUCCCUACAGUAUCUAUUGACAUGUUUUUAUGUUAUUUAUAUGUAAAUUUUAUAUAUAAAACUAUUUGAACAAAUUAUUCUCUUAAAUGCUUUAUGCAUUUUUGCUUCUCUUGUUUAUAUGAUUUUUCAACAAACUUUUCUCCUAGGAUACAAAGUUAAGUUUAAACUCCUGCCCUGUAUGAAUUAGGAAACAUUGCAAAAUUACAGUUAAAUUGGAGAAGGAUUAUCUUAGUUCUAAAGAUAAAAUAUAAAUACCAGAAGAACUGACCUUCAUAAAGGUCUCUGCAAGAUAUCACAAUUAAGCUUGAUAUAAUUUAAUUUUGAUAGGGAGAGGCUCCAUGAGUUAUACUGUAUUUUUUUUUUAGGCUGACUUUUUUUUUUUUUUUUUUUUUUUG